This is a messenger RNA of Suhomyces tanzawaensis NRRL Y-17324, 678 nucleotides long. RefSeq lists its product as uncharacterized. NCBI's taxonomy places the organism in Eukaryota, Fungi, Ascomycota, Pichiomycetes, Serinales, Debaryomycetaceae. The coding region runs from base 1 to 678 and encodes 225 amino acids. The transcript has a single exon. The record is from RefSeq and is a predicted model, not a curated record.
AUGAAGUUCUCCAGUUUGGCCUUAGCCUUAGCCGCCUCCUCCGCUGCCCACGCCCAGGUGUUGGGUGGAGAAAACGUGGUGGACCUUCUCAACAGAAGAGCUGGUGAAGACUCACUGUCAGCUGAUGCCGGUGGCUCCGUUGCUCAACAAGCUGCCUCUGCCACCGGAACUGCUGGAGAUGCUGCCGCCUCUGUGGGCUCUGUACUUACUGGUGCUGCUGGCUCCGGUGCUAGCACUGCCACUGGUGCUGCUGGCUCUGCUGCUUCUGGUGCUUCUGGCGCUGGAUCUUCCGCUGCCUCUGGUGGUGCCUCUGGUGCCUCUGGUGCCGCUGCCUCUGGCUCAUCUGCUGCUGGUUCUGCUGGUGCUGGCUCUGCCCUGGCCUCUGGCUCUGGUGCCUCUGGCUCUGGUUCCUCGUCUCCAUCUGGUUCUUCUGGUGCCAGUGGUUCUCGUGGCUCUGGUUCUAGUGCCUCUAGAUCUGGUGGUUCUGGUGCCUCUGGCUCCUCUGGCUCCGGCUCCUCUGGCUCUGCUGGUGCUUUGCUCGGUGGCUCCAGCUCUUCGGGUGGUUCUAGCUCCAGAUCUGGCUCCAGCUCUGGCUCCAGUUCUGCUGCUGGUAACGCUCAAAGCGCUGGUUUCGGAUUAGCUGCAGUCGCUGCCAUUGCCGGAUCCUUGUUGAUCUAA